AUGGCAGAAAAACAGUCUGACCUGCUAGAGCAACGAAAGCAAGAUCUCGUCAAUGCAAAACUCGAUGGCGACGCAAGGGAAGAAAUAUUCGCUUACAAAAAUCUUGGCGAAGCAUAUAACGAGGUUGAUGAUACUAAAAAAGCGAUAGAUAACUUCAUACACAGUUUAAGGAUUGCCCAACAAGAAAACGACAGAGCUUACGAAGGCAAAGUGUCGUGGGAACUUGGAGAUGCUUAUUAUGAAUUCGAAGAUUAUAAACAAGCCCUACAACACUUUGACAAAUGCCUUAUUAUCUCCAAAGAGCUAGGAGACCGAGAUGGAGAAGGAAGUGCAAACCACAACCUUGGCCAAUGCUAUUAUGAACUCAGUGACUAUAAACAAGCCAUCCAACACUGCAACAAGUGCCUAAUUAUCUCCAAAGAACUAGGACACGGUAAUGGAGAGAGACGUGCAAACGACAACCUUGGCAGAAGCUAUUAUAAACUCAGUGAUUAUAAACAAGCCGUAAAAAACUUUAACAAAUGCCUUAUUAUCUCCAAAGAACCAGGAGACCAUGAUGGAGAGGGACGUGCCAACCACAACCUUGGCGGAUGCUAUUAUGAACUCAGUGAUUAUAAACAGGCCAUCGAACACUUUAACAAAUGCCUUAUUAUAUGCAAAGAGCUAGGAGGCCGAGAAGGAGAGGGAAGUGCAAACCACAACCUUGGCCAAUGCUAUUAUGAACUCAGCGAUUGUAAACAAGCAAUCCAACACUUUAACAAAUGCCUUAUUAUUUCCAAAGAAAUAGGAGACCGAGAUGGAGAGGGAAGUGCAAACCACAACCUUGGCCGAUGCUAUCAUGAACUCAGUGCUUAUAAACAAGCCAUCCAACACUUUAAAAAGUGCCUUAUUAUCUCCAAAGAAUUAGGAGACGGAGAUGAAGAGAGAAGUGCAAACGCCAACCUUGGCGAAAGCUAUAAUAAACUCACUGAUUAUAAACAAGCCAUCGAACACUUUAACAAAUGCCUUAUUAUCUCCAAAGAACUAGGAGACCGAGAAGGAGAGGGAAGUGCAAACGACAACCUUGACAGAUGCUAUUAUGAACUCAGUGAUUAUAAACAAGCCAUCCAACACUGCAACAAGUGCCUUAUUAUCUCCAAAGAGCUAGGAGACCGAGAUGGAGAGGGAAGUACAAACCACAACCUUGGCCAAUGCUAUUAUAAACUCAGUGAUUAUAAACAGGCCAUCGAACACUUUAACAAAUGCCUCAUCAUCUCCAAAGAACUAGGAGACCGACAUGGAGAGAAAAGUGCAAACUACAACCUUGGCCACUGCUGUUAUAAACUCAGUGAUUAUAAGCAAGCCGUAAAACACUUUAACAAAUGCUUUAUUAUCUCCAAAGCGCUAGGAGACCGAGAUGGAGAGGGACGUGAAAACCACACCCUAUGCCAAUGCUAUUAUGGACUCAGUGAUUAUAAACAAGCUGUAGAAUACUUUAAGAAAUGCCUUAUUAUCUCUAAAGAACUAGAAGACGGAGAUGGAGAGAGACGUGCAAACGAUAACCUUGGUGAAAGCUAUAUUAAACUUAGUGAUUAUAAACAAGCCAUUGAACACUUUAACAAAUGCCUCAUUAUCUCUAAAGAACUAGGAGACCGAGAUGGAGAGGAACGUGCAAACCACAGCCUUGGCGAAUGCUAUUAUGGACUCAGUGAUUAUAAACAAGUCAUCGAACACUGCAGCAAAUGCCUUAUCAUCUCCACAGAACUAAGAGACCGAGAUGGAGAGAGACGUGCCAACCGCAAUCUUGGUCAAUGCUAUCUCACACUCAGUGAUUACAAACAAGCCGUAGAACACUUUAACAAAUGCCUUAUUGUCUCCAAAGAACUAGGAGAACGAGAUGGAGAGAGACGUGCAAACCACAACCUUGGCCAAUGUUAUCAAGCACUCAAUGAUUACAAACAAGCCAUAGAACACUUUGACAAAUGCCUUAUUCUCUCCAAAGAACUAAGAGACCGAGAUGGAGAGGGAAGUGCAAACGACAACCUUGGCCAAUGCUAUUAUGAACUCAGUGAUUAUAAGCAAACCAUCCAAUACUGCAAAAAGUGCCUUAUUAUCUCCAAAGAGCUAGGAGAUCGAGAUGGAGAGAGACGUGCAAACGACAACCUUGGCGAAAGCUAUUAUAAACUCAGUGAUUAUAAACAAGCCGUAAAACACUUUUACAAAUGCCUUAUUAUCUCCAAAGAGCUAGGAGACCAAGAUGGUGAGGGACGUGCAAACCACAACCUUGGCCAAUGCUAUUAUAAACUCAGUGAUUAUAAACAGGCCAGCGAACAUUUAAACAAAUGCCUUAUUAUCUUCAAAGAAAUAGGAGACCGAGAAGGAGAGGGAAGUGCAAAUAACAACCUUGGUCAAUGCUAUCAUGCACUCAGUGAUUUUAAACAAGCCGUAGAACACUUUAACAAAUGCCUUAUUGUCUCCAAAGAACUAGGAGAACGAGAUGGAGAGAGACGUGCAAACCACAACCUUGGCCAAUGCUAUCAAGCACUCAUUGAUUACAAACAAGCCAUAGAACACUUUGACAAAUGCCUUAUUCUCUCCAAAGAACUAAGAGACCGAGAUGGAGAGGGAAGUGCAAACCACAACCUUGGCCAAUGCUAUCAAGCACUCAGUGAUAACAAACAAGCCAUAAAACACUUUGAAAAAUGCCUUGUUCUCUCCAAAGAACUAAGAGACCGAGAUGGAGAGGGAAGUGCAAACGACAACCUUGGCCAAUGCUAUAAUGAACUCAGUGAUUAUAAGCAAACCAUCCAAUACUGCAACAAGUGCCUUAUUAUCUCCAAAGAGCUAGGAGAUCGAGAUGGAGAGAGACGUGCAAACGACAACCUUGGCGAAAGCUAUUAUAAACUCAGUGAUUAUAAACAAGCCGUAAAACACUUUAACAAAUGCCUUAUUAUCUCCAAAGAGCUAGGAGACCAAGAUGGUGAGGGACGUGCAAACCACAACCUUGGCCAAUGCUAUUAUAAACUCAGUGAUUAUAAACAGGCCAUCGAACACUUAAACAAAUGCAUUAUUAUUUUCAAAGAGAUAGGAGACCGAGAAGGAGAGGGAAGUGCAAAUGAAAACCUUGGUCAAUGCUAUCAUGCACUCAGUGAUUAUAAACAAGCCGUAGAACACUUUCACAAAUGCCUUAUUAUCUCCAAAGAGCUAGGAGACCGAGAUGGAGAGGGAAGUGCAAACCACAACCUUGGCCAAUGCUAUUAUGAGCUCAGUGAUUAUAAACAAGCCAUCGAACACUUUGAUAAAUGCCUUAUUAUCUCCAAAGAACUAAGAGACCAAGAUGGAGAGGGAAGUGCAAACCACAACCUUGGCCAAUGCUAUUAUGAACUCAAUGUUAAUAAACAAGCCAUCCAACACUUUAACAAGUGCCUUAUUAUUUCCAAAAAACUAGGUGACCGAGAAGGAGAGGGAAGUGCAAACGAAAACCUUGGCCGAUGCUAUUAUGAACUCAGUGAGUAUAAACAAACCAUCCAAUACUGCAACAAGUGCCUUAUUAUCUCCAAAGAACUAGGAGACCGAGAUGGAGAGAGACGUGCAAACGACAACCUUGGCGGAUGCUAUUAUAACCUAAGUGAUUAUAAACAAGCCAUCGAACACUUUAACAAAUGCCUUAUUAUCUCCAAAGAGCUAGGAGUCCGAGAAGGAGAGAGACAUGCAAACCACAACCUUGGCCAAUGCUAUUAUAAACUCAGUGAUUAUAAACAGGCCAUUGAACACUUUCACAAAUGCCUUAUUAUCUCCAAAGAGCUAGGAGACCAAGAAAGAGAGAGACGUGCAAACCAUAACAUUGGCCAAUGCUUUUAUAAACUCAGUGAUUAUAAACAGGCCAUUGAACACUUUAACAAAUGCCUUUUUAUCUCCAAAGAGUUAGGAGACCGAGAAGGAGAGAGAGGUGCAAACCACAACCUUGGCCAAUGCUAUUAUGAGCUCAGUGAUUAUAAACAGGCCAUUGAACACUUUAACAAAUGCCUUAUCAUCUCCAAAGAACUAGGAAACCCAAAAGGAGAGAAAGGUGCAAACCAUAACAUUGGCCAAUGCUAUUAUAUAUUCGGUGAUUAUAAACAAGCCAUCCAACACUUUAACAAAUGCCUUAUUAUUUCCAUAAAACUAGGAGACCGAGAAGGAGAGGGAAGUGCAAACGAAAACCUUGGGCAAUGCUAUUAUAAACUCAGUGAUUAUAAACAGGCCAUUGAACACUUUAACAAAUGCCUUACUAUCUCCAAAGAGGUAGGAGACCGAGAUGGAGAGGAAAAUGCAAACCACAACCUUGGCCAAUGCUAUCGUGCACUCAGUGAUUAUAAACAAGCCUUAGAACACUUUAACAAAUGCCUUAUUAUCUUCAAAGAACCAGGAGACCGAGAUGGAGAGGGAAGUGCAAACCAUAAUCCUGGCCAAUGCUAUCAAGCUCUCAGUGAUUACAAACAAGUCGUAGAAAACUUAAACAAAUGCCUUAUUAUCUUCAAAGAAGUAGGAGACCGAGAAGGAGAGGGAAGUGCAAAUGACAACCUUGGCCGAUGCUAUUAUGAACUCAGUGAUUAUAAACAAGCCGUAGAACACUUUUACAAAUGCCUUAUUAUCUCCAAAGAGCUAGGAGACCGAGAUAGAGAGAAAAGUGCAAACGACAACCUUGGCCGAUGCUAUUAUGAACUCAGUGAUUGUAAACAAGCCGUAAAACACUUUAACAAAUGCCUUAUUAUAUCCAAAGAGCUAGGAGACCGAGAAGGACAGGAAAGUGCAAAUAACAACCUUGGCCGAUGCUAUUAUGAACUCAGUGAUUAUAAACAAGCCCUUCAACACUGCAACAAGUGCCUUAUUAUCUCCAAAGAGCUAGGAGACCAAGAUGGAGAGGGGCGUGCAAACCACAACCUUGGCCAAUGCUAUUAUAAACUCAGUGAUUAUAAACAGGCCAUUGAACACUUUAACAAAUGCCUUAUUAUCUCCAAAGAGGUAGGAGACCGAGAUGAAGAGGAAAGUGCAAACCACAACCUUGGCCAAUGCUAUCGUGCACUCAGUGAUUAUAGACAAGCCGUAGAACACUUUAACAAAUGCCUUAUUAUCUUCAAAGAACCAGGAGACCGAGAUGGAGAGGGAAGUGCAAACUACAACCCUGGCCAAUGCUAUCAAGCUCUCAGUGAUUACAAACAAGUCGUAGAAAACUUAAACAAAUGCCUUAUUAUCUCCAAAGAAGUAGGAGACCGAGAAGGAGAGGGAAGUGCAAAUGACAACCUUGGCCGAUGCUAUUAUGAGCUCAGUGAUUAUAAACAAGCCGUAGAACACUUUUACAAAUGCCUUAUUAUCUCCAAAGAACUAGGAGACCGAGAAGGAGAGGGAAGUGCAAACGACAACCUUGGCCAAUGCUAUUAUAAACUCAGUGAUUAUAAUCAGGCCAUUGAAAACUUUAACAAAUGCCUUAUUAUCUCCAAAGAGCUAGGAGACCGAGAUGGACAGAAAAGUGCAAACCACAACCUUGGUCAAUGCUAUCGUGCACUCAGUGAUUAUAAACAAGUCGCAGAACACUUUAACAAAUGCCUUAUUAUCUCCAAAGAGCUAGGAGACCGAGAAGGACAGGAAAGUGCAAACUACAACCUUGGCCGAUGCUAUUAUGAACUCAGUGAUUAUAAACAGGCCAUUGAACACUUUAACAAAUGUCUUAUUGUCUCCAAAGAGCUAGGAGACCGAGAUGGAGAGAUAAGUGCAAACCACGACCUUGGCAACUGCUAUCGUGCACUUAGUGAUUAUAAACAAGUCGUAGAACACUUUAACAAAUGCCUUAUUAUCUCCAAAGAGCUAGGAGACCGAGAUGGAGAGGGACGUGCAAACCACAACCUUGGCCAAUGCUAUUCUAAACUCAGUGAUUACAAACAGGCCAUUGAACACUUAACCAAGUGCCUAAUUAUCUCCAAAGAGGUAGGAGACCGAGAUAGAGAGAAAAGUACAAACCACAACCUUGGCCAAUGCUAUUAUAAACUCAGUGAUUAUAAACAGGCCAUUGAACACUUUAACAAGUGCCUUAUUAUCUCCAGAGAGCUUGGAGACCGAGAAGGACAGGAAAGUGCAAACGACAACCUUGGCCGAUGCUAUUAUGAACUCAGUGAUUAUAAACAAGCCGUAAAACACCUUAACAAAUGCCUUAUUAUCUCCAAAGAGCUAGGAGACCGAGAAGGACAGGAAAGUGCAAACGACAACCUUGGCCGAUGCUAUUAUAAACUCAGUUAUUAUAAACAAGCCGUAAAACACUUUAACAAAUGCCUUAUUAUCUCUAAAGAGCUAGGAGACCGAGAAGGAGAGGGACGUGCAAACGACAACCUUGGCCGAUGCUAUUAUGAACUCAGUGAUUAUAAACAAGCCAUCCAACACGGCAACAAGUGCCUUAUUAUCUCCAAAGAGCUAGGAGACCGAGAUGGAGAGAGACGUGCAAACCACAACCUUAGCAUAUGCUAUUGUAAACUCAGUGAUUAUGUACAAGCCGUAAAACACUUUAAGAAAUGCCUUAUUAUUUCCAAAGAACUAAGAGACCGAGAAGGAGAGGGAAGUGCAAACCACAACCUUGGCGAAAGCUAUAUUAAACUCAGUGAUUAUAAACAGGCCAUCGAACACUUCAACAAAUGCCUUAUCAUCUCCAAAGAACUAGGAAACCCAAAAGGAGAGAAAAGUGCAAACCACAACCUUGGCCAAUGCUAUUAUAAACUCAGUGAUUAUAAACAAGCCAUCCAACACUUUAACAAAUGCCUUAUUAUUUCCAAAGAACUAAGAGACCGAGAAGGAGAGGGAUGUGCAAACCACAACCUUGGCCAAUGCUAUCACGCACUCAGUGAUUACAAACAAGCCGUAGAACACUUUAACAAAUACCUUAUUGUCUCCAAAGAAUUAGGAGACCGAGAUGGAGAGAAAAGUGCAAACCACAACCUUGGCAAAUGCUAUCAAGCAUCCAGUGAUUACAAACAAGCCGUAGAACACUUUGACAAAUGCCUCAUUAUCUCCAAAGAGCUAGGAGACCGAGAUGGAGAGAGACGUGCAAACCACAUCCUUGGCAAAUGCUAUCAAGAACCCAGUGAUUACAAACAAGUCGUAGAACACUUUAACAAAUGCCUUAUUAUCUCCAAAGAGCUAGGAGACCGAGAUAGAGAGAAAAGUACAAACCACAACCUUGGCCAAUGCUAUUAUAAACUCAGUUAUUAUAAACAAGCCGUAAAACACUUUAACAAAUGCCUUAUUAUCUCCAAAGAGCUAGGAGACCGAGAAGGGCAGGAAAGUGCAAACGACAACCUUGGCCGAUGCUAUUAUCAACUCAGUGAUUAUAAACAAGCUGUAGAAUACUUUAAGAAAUGUCUUAUUAUCUCUAAAGAGCUAGUAGACCGAGAUGGAGAGAAAAGUGCCAACCACAGCCUUGGCCAAUGCUAUUAUGGACUCAGUGAUUAUAAACAAGCUUUAGAAUACUUUAAGAAAUGCCUUAUUAUCUCCAAAGAACUAGGAGACCGAGAUGGAGAGAAAAGUGCAAACCACAACCUUGGCGGAUACUAUUACGAACUCAGUGAUUAUAAACAAGCCGUAGAACACUUUUACAAAUGUCUUAUUAUCUCCAAAGAACUAGGACACCGAGAAGGGGAGGAAAGUGCAAAUGACAACCUUGGCCGAUGCUAUUUUGAACUCAGUGAUUAUAAACAAGCCGUAGAACACUUUUACAAAUGCCUUAUUAUCUCCAAAGAACUAGGACACCGAGAUAGAGAGGGACUUGCGAACCACAACCUUGGCCAAUGCUAUUAUGAACUCAGUGAUUAUAGACAAGCCAUAGAGUACUUGGAGCAAAGUUUGAUAAUUGCCAAAAGUACUGGGAAUAAAGUUGCGGAAGGAAGAGCUAAACGGUUCUUUGGCGUAAUUUAUCGAUCUUUAGGCGAGUUUGAAAAAGCAAAAGAGAACUACAUGCGACAACUUUCCAUCACCAAAGGCGUAAGGGACCGCGAUGGUGAACUAGAAGCUUACAACAGCCUUGGGGAUGUUUUUAACAUGCUUGGUAAGUUCAGCACAGCCAAAGGUUACUUUGACAUAGAACUUGCCAUCGCUAAAGAAAUUAAGAAUAGGAAAGCAGAGGCACGGUCUUAUUGCGGUCUUGGCCAGGCUCAUCUACAGCGAGGAGAUUUUAUGAAAGCCAUUGAAUUCUACGGUCAAUUUCUUAACAUUGCUAAAGAAGAGGAGGUAGGAGGGAAAGAAGGAUGUGUCUAUCACAAUUUGGGUGAGGCCUAUCUUGGACUCAAUAAUCUCAAGGAAGCUUCUUACUACGGUAUGAAAAGUCUUGCCUUUACAAAACAAAAUGGACACAAAUUUUGCGAGAGGGCGGCGAAUUGUAUCCUUGGCCGUACUAUGGAAAGCUUCAAUCUCCUGCAUAAAGCUCUAGAUCAUUAUCGGUCCGCUUUAAAGAUCUUAAAUGAUGAGAGGGACAUUAUCAAGGCUGAAGAUGCUCACAAAAUAUGCUUCCGAAAUGCUUAUCAUUUUGAAUACAAUGCCCUGAGCAGAACUUUGCUGAAACUUUCAAACUUUGGCGAGGCGUUGUGCGUUGUUGAUCAAGGAAGAGCACAGGUCUUACUAGAUUACAUGAAGCAAAAAUAUCAGAUGGAAUCGCCUCCGCUCAGGACAUCAGAACCCGACGUGGCACCUUUGGCUUCCACACAAACAAUUUUCAUUUCACUUGUAAAAAAAACGAUUAAUAUAUGGCUGGUCAGUAACGGGAAUGAUGUUCAGUUUCGACAAAAGGAAGCAAAUCACGAUUACAAGUUCGGCAAUGAUCCCUGUCCCUACUGUUUAAAAUGUUUGGAAAAAGCAGCUUUCAAAGAAUAUGAAUUUGGUGCUCGAGUUAUCUGCGAGGAUCGUUCUAUGGAUGCAUUGAGGCCGGAUCUGUGGGAGCAAGACGAAGAACCUUGUCAUGAAAUGUCAGCGUUACUGUCCGAGGACAGCUCUCGUCUGGAUGUGACUAGAGAGGAAUCGCCACUGGACAUAGAAACUUGUCACGAAAUGUUGAGGUCACCACAAAGUCAGGGGAAUUCCUUGCGGCUGUUGUAUGAUGCUGUUAUUGGUCCCAUCGCGAACGAGUUGGAAGGUGAUGAAUUACUCAUUAUUCCCGAUGGUCUACUAGGUCUGGUUCCCUUUGCUGCCUUCGUCGAUAAAGAUUCCAAGUACCUCUGUGAAACAUUUAAGAUUCGCAUUGCUCCGUCACUGACCACUUUGAAACUAAUCGAAGAUUGUCCUGAAAACUACCAUGGUAAGAGUGGGGCGCUGCUUGUGGGUAAUCCAUGUCUCGAGGAGGUAACAGAUUUCCUUGGAAAACCUUGGUUUCAGCCACUGCCUCACGCUGAAAAGGAAGUGCAAAUGAUCGGAGAAAUUAUUAAUGCCACACCACUCGUCGGAAAGGAAGCGACUAAAGACGAAGUACUGAAACGCAUUGCUUCUGUCGCUUUGGUCCACAUCGCAACGCAUGGAAGCGCGGCGACAGGUGACAUUUGUUUGGCCCCAAAUCCUUCAAGGAAGUGCCAGAAACCGAAGAAGGAAGACUGCAUGCUAAAAAUGUCAGAUAUCAAAGCUCUGAAGCUUCGAGCAAGACUUGUCGUGCUUAGCUGUUGUUACAGUGGUCGAGGGAACGUUUCUGCCGAAGGCGUGGUUGGCAUGGCAUGGGCUCUCUUGGCUUCUGGUGCCCGCUCUGUUCUAGCGUCACUCUGGGCAAUUGGUGACGAGGCUACAAUGGAAUUCAUGAAAACAUUCUAUAAACAUCUCAGGAAAGGUGACAAAGCUAGUACGGCUCUCAAUAAAGCUAUGAAAUUCAUGAGAGAAUCUGAGAAGUUUAGUGCUCCAAAGAACUGGGCUCCAUUUGUGAUCAUUGGUGAUGACGUCACGCUUCAAUUUGAAGAAAAAGAGAACGAACAAUGCUAA
Messenger RNA from Pocillopora meandrina, 9954 nucleotides. The record is from the annotation of a GenBank genome assembly. NCBI's taxonomy places the organism in Eukaryota, Metazoa, Cnidaria, Anthozoa, Scleractinia, Pocilloporidae.